Molecule: messenger RNA, 4556 nt
Organism: Aquila chrysaetos chrysaetos
Lineage: Eukaryota; Metazoa; Chordata; Aves; Accipitriformes; Accipitridae
Gene: NUP54
Product: nucleoporin 54
Exons: 13
Coding region: 1202-2866 (554 amino acids)
Biological process (GO): protein localization to nuclear inner membrane; nuclear pore organization; NLS-bearing protein import into nucleus
Cellular component (GO): nuclear pore central transport channel; nuclear pore
Molecular function (GO): structural constituent of nuclear pore
Source: RefSeq, a predicted model, not a curated record
CUGUUGCCUUGAGAACUGCAACCGUACGCCCAGGGAACGACAAACUUCAUCACAACUUCUUACAGCCAGUCGUCUCAAAGGAGCAACCACUCCAUUUGACAUCGUGGGCUCAAACUGCCACCUCUUCUCCGUGUCCCCCUCCCAGCCCCCCUCCCCAAAAUGUUGCUUUCUGGGAGGCCAGGCUGAAAGUGACACUCUGUGAAAACAUUUUGGGAACUUUCUUUGCUCUGCUUUUACCCAGAUACUGCUCUUCUUGCCACGUUCCGGAUGCCAGAUACGUUGUUGGUGUUACAGCCGCCUCAGUGCUUUUGUGCUUCCCUGGCCGACUGCGGGGAAGAACCUGUCACGUAGGGAAAGUCAAGUGGAUUUUCUCUCCUACAGCGGGGACAGCCUGGCCCCAAAUUAACGGUGUCAGGAAGGGGACAAGGGAAAAACUGCCGAUUCUGUUGUAAGGCAGAUCCGCAGUAGGAAAGGGGUCUUCCUCAGCCAGGGACGCUGCAGGUGUGGAGCGACCCCGGGGCUGCGUGGGGGCUGCCAUGAGCACGGUGCAGCCGUGCAGAUCUCUUUCUUGAGUCCAUACACCCCGAUUUUUGUUGGGUGUUGACGACUCUUCGUCGGGCCUCGAGUGGAAGGAGCCGCGUCGCUCUCCUGACGGAGCUCGCUCUGGUCUCUGCCUGCCCCGGCUCCCUCAGAAUGGGGCCGCGGUGCCCCCCGACGCGUCCCUGGGACUUCGCCCUUCAGAGCUGUUCUUUUUCUGAAGCUUUGUACCUUUCCGCAUCGCUGUUUCUUUAUGUUUCUCUAACACGAUACAGCGCUUUAAGCUGCGCUUUUAUUUUCCUUGCUGAAUCGCUGUGGUCCGUCCGCUCUGCCCCCUGACCAUUUUUCCCCGGCAGAUUCUCUUAAAUCUCUGUUAAACCAAAAGCAGGACGUUUUCUUCUCCUGAUACAAGGGGAAGAUCUGUUCGGGUUUCUUGGCCCUUUUUUUGAACUGUCCCGUUCCCCCCCCCCCCCCCGCCAGGGAUGGUGUCCCAUCUCCCCCCGCCCCAGCCGUACGUAGUGGUACAGCCCGCGGCGAUAACCUGACGGCCGCGUUAACCGGAAGCGCUUAGCGGCAGCGGCCGGAAACGGCGGCGGUUUGUUUCUGGUCGGACCUCUCCGGGGGCUGCACGCGCUUCCCGCUGGCCCCGCCAACAGAGCAGCUCAUGGCUUUCAACUUCGGGGCGCCGGCGGGCGCCGGGGCCGCCAACCCGACCGGAUUUGGUGGGCUUGAAACUACAAACUCCACUGCCAGUGGGUUUAAUUUUGGGGGUUUCGGAUUAACUGCUAAUCCUGCAGUGAAUUUUAAUAUUGGGAAUUUCGGUGUUUCCACUACCUCAACUCCACCAUUCAAUUUUGGUAACAGUCUGGCAAGUGCAGGUGCGUUUGGAGGAUUUGGGACAACUACCACCACUGCGGGACCAGCAUUUAGUUUUUCCGCUCCCACCAAUACAGGCACCAGUGGACUCUUUGGUGCUACCCAGAACAAAGGCUUUGGAUUUGGUACUAGUUUUGGCACAGGAACUGGAACUGGCUUGGGUAGUGGGUUGGGAACUGGGCUAGGCUUUGGAGGCUUCGGUACGCAGCAGCAACAGACCACAUUAGGAAGCGGCUUGUUCAGCCAGCCUGCUCAGACACCCGCCCAGUCAAACCAGCUCAUCAAUACAGCCAGUGCCCUCUCGGCUCCGACACUCUUAGGAGAUGAGAGAGAUGCUAUUUUGGCAAAAUGGAAUCAGCUUCAGGCCUUCUGGGGAACAGGCAAAGGUUACUUCAACAAUAACAUCGCUCCAGUGGAGUUCACGCAGGAAAAUCCCUUUUGCAGGUUUAAGGCUGUGGGUUACAGUUUAAUGCCCAACAACAAAGAUGAAGAUGGCCUCGUGGUCUUGGUCUUUAACAGAAAAGAAGUAGAUAUUCGAAGUCAGCAGCAGCAGCUCGUAGAAUCACUACACAAAAUUCUGGGAGGAAACCAGACCCUCACUGUCAAUGUAGAAGGUGUUAAAACGAUGCCAGAUGACCAGACAGAAGUAAUCAUUUACGUUGUUGAGCGCUCGCCCAACGGUACUUCGAGGAGAGUUCCCGCAACGACUCUCUAUGCCCACUUCGAACAAGCCAACAUAAAAUCGUCCCUGCAGCAGCUGGGGGUCAGUCUCUCCAUGGCCAGAACAGAGCUUUCCCCGGCACAAGUCAAACAGCUCCUGCAGAACCCUCCUGCUGGUGUUGAUCCUAUCAUAUGGGAACAAGCCAAAGUUGAUAAUCCUGAUCCUGACAAACUUAUUCCUGUGCCAAUGGUGGGUUUCAAGGAGCUGUUGAGAAGAUUGAAGGUCCAAGAUCAGAUGACCAAACAGCAUCAAACUCGAUUAGAUAUAAUAUCAGAAGAUAUCAGUGAGCUGCAGAAAAACCAAACAACAACUAUGGCAAAAAUUGCACAGUACAAAAGGAAACUGAUGGCGCUUUCUCACAGAACGUUACAGGUGUUAAUAAAGCAGGAGAUCCAAAGGAAAAGCGGUUAUGCCAUUCAAGCAGAUGAAGAGCAGCUUCGUGUACAGUUAGAUACAAUUCAGUGUGAACUUAACGCUCCUACGCAGUUCAAGGGCAGACUGAAUGAGCUCAUGUCCCAAAUCAGGAUGCAAAACCACUUUGGAGCAGUGCGGGCUGAAGAGCGCUAUUACAUAGAUGCAGACCUCUUAAGGGAAAUCAAGCAACACCUGAAGCAGCAGCAAGAAGGCCUGAGUCACCUCAUUAGCAUUAUAAAGGAUGACUUAGAAGACAUCAAACUUAUAGAACAUGGGCUGAACGAGAGCAUUCCCAUCAGAGGAGGAGUCUUCAGUUGACGUGGUGGAUGCUGCUGGGCUUACACAGAACACGUUACUCAAGUUCGUGGUUCACCUUCCAAGGCUAAAACUGUUGAGGUAAAAUAAAACACGUGUCUUCUAGGAGCAAUGGUAUUUUGGCUGUUAUGAAUCUUUAGAAUUAGCAAAGCCUCUUCUAAGCUUUUGAACUUGACCUUUGGAAGGUUUAUAUUUUAUAAAGCUGUAUAUGCUUUAAUAAAAGAAGGAAAACUGAAUCUGUUCAGAUACUGUUUUACUAUAAAACUAUAUGUACUAUUGUACAUUUAUUUCUUUUUUUUUUUUUCUACAACAGCAUUGUCCUAGAAAUGCAGUGCCAAGGGAAUUGUUCCACUUGUAACUUGGUUUGUGGAAAGCUUAGCCUGUUUUCAUGUUUUUGUCAAAACAAUCAAGUAACAUCAUUAUGUAAACAGCUUAUUUAAAUCAUUACAGAUAUGUAUGUCACUAUAACUAUGUUGGUCUCUGCAGAACCAGUAGUUUACUUGGAGUUGCUGCAGGAAUUUGAUGUUUCCAGUUUCUAUCGUUCCUUUGGACUGCAAGGAAUGGACGGUGAUAUUUUGUCACUCUACAGAUGUGAAUUAUAAAAAGCUUUUCUGCCCCUUAAAUAACAACAGAAUGUCUAGAUGUUGUCUUCUGCCUUUUUUUAAUUGCCGGAGAGUAAUAAAUUCAGUCUGACUUUGUAAUAACUUGUGCAUGCUGUUGGCUCUUUCUCAGCUACAUCAGUAAAGCAGUGAAACUGCUAACAACUCCAGGUUAAUACACUUCACUCUCCUCCAGCCACUGCAGGUAACAGGCUAUCAAACCUGAUGCCCCAGAGCUGCUGCCAAACUAAAACACAAGGUCCUGUCCCUUAGAUCCUAUCUGGUACCAAAUACUGCAGCGCAGUUGGCUACUACAUGAAUUGGAGAGACAGCUUUUCCACCACCUCCCCACCCCCCGAGGUUGCCUUUUUUUUUUUUUCUUCAUUACAAAAGUCACUGCAAAUAACUGAAACAAAAAUACAUUAUGGGCUGCAGUAGGAGUUUGUACAGCAGAAACACCUUCAACAUGGUAGUGACAGAAUCAUUUUGUUCACUAGCCACACAAAAAAAAAAAAACAAAAAAAAAACCACUUCCAUUCACAAAAUUUGAAAGAUAGAAGAAGAGAAACACAGCCUCAGCAUGCUGGAGCCUGUAUUGUGCAUCAGAAAGAGUAUUUUUGGAAGCACAAUUCGAUUACAAUUGAAAAAAGCAUAUGUGGAACUCUACUUCGGGGGGAAAAGGAUUAGUUUAUUUUUGGAAGCAUUGUUCCAAUUAUUAAAGUAUCUUAAAUGUGCAAUUCAAGCUCUAGCGUGGCCUGUUCGAAGGAAUCGAAUGAGGCUAGAAUUCUGUUUUUCAUGGGCCAGGGUAGCAGUUUAAGUGAAGACUUCUGCCAUCAUGCCCCUGCUAGAGUGACUAUGCUGCAUCUUUGAGUACAAAACAUUGGUUUUUUUCUUUGUAAACACAUCACUGCCCUGCCCCUCCCCCCCCCUUUCUAAGCUGUAGUUGUACUAUACUUUGAAAAUACCUUGAACACACAGCAUGGGCACUCUAGCAAGGGGCUACUUGACCUACUACUGUAGCCUUUGAAAAAGAACUGGUCUCAAAAGAUUUCUUAGAAAAGCCUCCCCUGCUAGCGACAGUUUUGCGUGUCUGA